This is a messenger RNA of Oryza brachyantha (malo sina), 1457 nucleotides long. Its product is annotated as chromatin remodeling protein EBS-like. The record is from RefSeq and is a predicted model, not a curated record. The transcript is spliced from 4 exons. The coding region runs from base 186 to 941 and encodes 251 amino acids. Gene Ontology annotation, molecular function: chromatin binding. NCBI's taxonomy places the organism in Eukaryota, Viridiplantae, Streptophyta, Magnoliopsida, Poales, Poaceae.
UGAUGGCUGGAUCAACGGCUGGGGAUGGAGAUACUGACGAGGCGACCGGCUCCCCAUUCCCAGGACCGAUGUGUUGACCUGCACUGCAGCUGCGCAGGUGCAGAUUUCCCCUCCCUCCCUCCGGCCGGAUCGGAGAGCGCUCCGCCCGUCGCCUAGGGUUUCUCCCAAAAACCUCGGCCGCGGCCAUGGCCAAGACCAAGCAGGGCAAGCGGGACGUCGAUUCCUACACCAUCUCCGGCACCAACAAGGUCGUCCGAGUGGGGGACUGCGUGCUGAUGCGGCCGGUCGACUCGGACAACCAGCCGUACGUGGCGCGGGUGGAGAAGAUGGAGCUGGAUGGGCGGGGCAGCGUCCGGGUGCGGGUGCGGUGGUACUACCGCCCCGAGGAGUCCAAGGGCGGGAGGAGGCAAUUCCACGGCGCCAAGGAGCUCUUCCUCUCCGACCACUUCGACAUGCAGAGCGCCAACACCAUCGAGGGCAAGUGCGUCGUCCACUCCUUCAAGAACUACACCAAGCUCGACAACGUCGGCCCCGAGGACUUCUUCUGCCGCUUCGAGUACAAGGCCGCCACGGGGGCAUUCACCCCUGACCGCGUCGCCGUGUAUGGAGCCUUCUUGAUCUUUUGCCCGUUGAAUGUUGAUUGUUCAUUUUUCCAUGGAAUGUUGAUUGUUGAUUGUCUCUUAUGUGUUUCUUGUUUUUUCUCAAGGUAUUGCAAGUGUGAGAUGCCGUACAACCCGGACGAUCUCAUGGUGCAGUGCGAUGACUGCAAGGAUUGGUUUCACCCUUCAUGCAUGAGCAUGACGAUUGAGCAGGCCAAAAAACUAGAUCACUUUGUCUGCUCAGACUGUGUCAAGGAAAAUGGUACAAAGAGACCUUCUCAUGCAUAUGCAGGUUCUGCAAAGUAUGAACCCAAGGCUGAGUCAAAAAGGCAGAGGAGGUGAAAACUCAUGACUGGGUAACAUAUGCUGCUGAGGAGGAUACCUUCUGCUUCCGUGACAAACCAUCCCUUCCUUUCCAUGGCGAAGGUUGUGGUGUACAGUUUGCAAGAGAACCCAAGGCGUUUGCAGAACUUGGCCUUCGCCGCCUCUUAGCCUAUCAAAAACAUUAUGUUGUGCCUGUUAGGGAAAACGGUUUCAGCGCAGCCUUGUCGUCUCUUCGGGCAGCUCUGCUGAACUGGUCGUUUGGUUAGGGGGAGAGAAAGAACACCAACGCCUUUGGUGGUGAUUGACUUGUAGCCUUAGCUCGCUCCUUGUGCCCGUGUGUGCGUGUUAAUUCCUGUCAGCAACAUUUCCCCAGUGAGAUGUGUGAGCCCUUGUGAGGCUGUGACUGAUGAUUGAUAAUUUCCCAUGUAGCUCUCUGGCUUCCUGAUAGUCUUUACUGCAGCGCCAUACAUGCCGCUGCUGAUGGCUGGGAUUGUUGCGCUCCUUUUCUUUAUGGUUUCUGCUGGGGAGUCACUA